This is a messenger RNA of Cornus florida, 1876 nucleotides long. RefSeq lists its product as uncharacterized. NCBI's taxonomy places the organism in Eukaryota, Viridiplantae, Streptophyta, Magnoliopsida, Cornales, Cornaceae. The record is from RefSeq and is a predicted model, not a curated record. The coding region runs from base 46 to 813 and encodes 255 amino acids. The transcript has 3 exons.
AGGAAUUGUGGCGUUUGUAAGUCACAAGGCGCGUUGGAGUUUUGUAUGCCUCCCACCCCAACCAAAAAAGGAAAAGAAAAACCUACACCCUUCCCAUCUCUCUCACCCAAAAACUUGCAACAAAAGCUCUAUACCCAUUUUCUCUCACACCCGAAAGCCCUAGAUGCAACAAUGGCAUUAAGCUACUCCCUCUCACACCGAAAAACCCUAGAUGCAACAAUGGCAUUAAGAGCUCUCAACACAAUCUACUCGAAGCUCCUCUCUCGAAUGGCUGUUUGUUCCCUCCGCACAUUCGCUCCCAUCAACUCCAAUUCCGAAUCAGAUAAUCCAACUAAUAAUUCGGAUUCGGACUUACGUUCAAAACAACUUCCUCAUGCCGAAGGUAAGAAAAACAGAGCAUUCAAUCGAUUUAUGAAAGACGGGUCAACGUUCCCCCGCAAGGUGUUGAACGACGACGAGAAAUAUGCGAGGAUGGACAUGCCGGUGACCCGGAAGCAAGGGCUGAAACUGCUGGUUGCAGACAACUCUCUGAAUGCCGUGGAAGAGGUGGAUGAUGAUCCUCUGUCCGUGGAGGAGUACCGAAUGAGUUACUUCGGCAACAUCGAUCUUCCUCAGAGCCUCUACAAGAUGGGAAAUAUCGUAACGGAGCUCAAGGACAUUGCGUUUAGCUUGAAAGAAUCCUUCAUCGAAUGGUGCGUGCCAUUUACAUCAAGGAAGGAAAUUUUCCAAACAUUGACAAUUUUAUUGCAAGUUCUGUAUCUUUUAUCAACGAAGGAAAUUUUAAAAGCAUCCACAAUUGCAUCCCCAAUUUAGUCGUAAGUUCAAUAUAUACAUAACUUUAAUUUUUAAUUUUAUUUUUUAUCUAAUUCAGAUUUUUUUUAACAAUUAUAUUGUUUGAUCUUUAAACAACAUGUUUUUUGUGGACCCCAACAACUUUUUUUCGAACAGAAGCACAACAUUAUAUUAGAAAAUUAUGGGUUGUUCAAAAAGGGCAACACUGAUUGGCAUGUGGCUGGGGUUUCCAAGACCAGAUAUAUCUCGAUAAAUGACUUCAUGUGGUUGGUACUCUGGAUUCCUAAAAAGUACAAAAAAAGGAUUUAUAAUUACCUGUUUAAGCAGCAAAUUUAUGUUUUGGAGAGUUCUCCAAUGACACUAUUAAAAUACUCAGUACUCUGUUCUUGGAGAGCACCAUUCGAUGGACAGUACAAGUUAAAUGUUUCUGUGUUUUUUAAGAAAAAUCUUGGUGGGACCAAGGAAGCUUGUUGUGGAGAAGUAUUAAGAGAUUGUAGGGGAAGGAUUUUGGAAAUUUUCUAUAAGCCAUUUCCUGAUGCAACAUCUAGAGAUGAAGUAUUGUUACUUGGAGUGCUUCAUGGGAUAGAUGAAAUUCUUAAAAGGAGAUUGGAAGCAAAGGAUAUAUUAUUGGAGAUUAACCAUAAAAAAAUUGUCAAGGUGCUAAAUCGUGAGAACGAUAUACCAAUUGAAUGUCUUGGACUUUAUCACAAAAUUUUUGGUUCGUUAGAAUUUGAUAAAUAUGAAAUAUCAUUUCAAUAUUCUCAAGGAAACACGGUAGCUAAUAGAGUUGCGUAUAUAGCUUCGCAUCUGACCGUGGGACAGAGUUUUCCCAUAGGCGAUAGAGGUUUUGAAACAGAAGUCAGGCAUGAUCGAUUGAAUAUUCCACGAUAUGAGAUCAUCCCGAAAGAAUCGUCUGAUGAGGAAUUUGAAGUCUGGUACUUUUACUUUUCUUAUAGUAUUUUAAAUUCCUGAAAUGAGAAAGUAAUUACUGUGAUCUUGUGUUGCUCACCCGGCAUUAGAAACAAAAAUAAAUAAUAAGGGGAAAUUUAAAUUUCUCUAUUUCAUCAGUAUUAAAGUAAUCCUA